GCAACCAACACCAUAGCCUUUGUAUAUCUUCUUGAAGUCCUCGCAGACACACACACACACACACACAGUUCACACACCGGUCAGAAACGAGGAGCAGCUCCACCUCAGUGACUUGUGGUGUCUUUCUGCUCCACUCUCCCCACUCUCUCUGUACACACUCCCAUGUUUCUAAUUUAUGUUCCUCCACUUCUUUAAUUCCCCAAACCUGACACAACAUUGCUUGUUUUUGCUUGACUCAAAUUGGAAGUGUUUGGGUAUUCGGAGCAGGGUGGAAGACCGGGGACAUCGCUUGUUUGCUGGCCAGACCGGGAAAUGUAAGAUUUACUGGAAAACGCAGUUUAAAAUGCUGGCGUCUCUCCAGGCUUUUGUGCUUCUCCUCCGCUGCGGGAAUUACAAGAUUGUUGAAAUUGCUCAAAUUCGAAACAGAAAGGCGAUAAUCUGUUAUUCUCGCCAGUAUGAUGUCAUCACUGUUACGACAGCUGACUUUGACAUGAGAAAUCCCUGGAGUGCAAUCACCUCAGCUAGUCAGCCUGCAUGUCAAGGUGCUCCUCAUGUAUGAAACAGGUGUGGGGAAGGCAGACACGUUUCAGUACACAACCAUCCCUGCAGGUUUUUAUCUCAGCAAAAGGGAGUGGAUUUUGGCAAGAGAUCCCGAGUUCUUCAUUCCGGGAUUUCACACACACACACACACACACACACACACACACACACACACACACACCACACGCAAACCACUCCCUCUCUCGUCCUCUGGGGUCAGUAGAUGCCGUUGAUAGACUGGAAGUAAUACAUAAACACUUUAAAUUCACUUUAGAUGUUUAUUUUGACUACUGCUCUCCCUGUCACACACACACACACAAACCGAACGCUUUGAACACGUGUCGUUUCCUGUCUGAACUGUGUGUGUGUGUCUGUGUGUGUGCACGUACGAAUCUGUAAAUGUGUCAGUACACUAUCUCAGUUUGAGUGUGUUUAUGUGCAAGGGAGGCUGAGAGAGAUAGGAAUCAACAAGGGCAACAUGAGCGAGAGCGAUGGGCCGCGAUGGAGAAAACUUCAGAGAGUGAAAUGAAAAAGAGAGCGUGACUCAGGAGGCAGAGCGACAGAAAGCCAGUUCCCUGUCAGUCUCUAUUUUUGGACGUGGCAAAACAGCGAACCCAUUGAGGACAGAAAGAAAAGGAGACGGGUUUGUCGUUGUUUUGGACCUGCUCGCCGUUGGCGUCCACGGUCAGCCUGUUGAGGGACAGCGCUGCCAUUCGGAGCAUCAGCAGGAGGCUCAGCAGCAGAACCAUGUCAUCUCCAGAGACAUCAUGGCCUGUGCCGAUGCCGGCCAUUGGGGCUCAGAACCUCCUCACCAUGCCCGGGGGAGUGUCCGCUUCGGGAUACCUCCACAAGAAGGGAGGCAGCCAGUUCAGCCUCUUGAAAUGGCCUCUGAGGUACAUCAUCAUCCACAAGGGCUGCAUAUACUACUUUAAGAGCAGUACCUCGCCUGCACCCCAGGGGGCGUUCUCGCUCAACGGCUACAACAGAGUAAUUAGAGCAGCAGAGGAGACGACGUCCAGCAAUGUGUUUCCCUUCAAGAUUGUCCACUUUAGUAAAAAACACAGGACGUGGCUUUUCUCUGCAGCCAGCGAGGACGAGAGGAGGAAAUGGAUGCGAUACCUGCGGAGAGAGAUCGAUCACUAUAACGAGAGAAAAGAGGCCCACUUUCCCAGUGACUGCGAUUCAGAUGCAGAAAAGUUCUACGGAACGAUUGAGACGCUCAUGGAUAUAAAACACCACGUUGAUAAUGCAGAAGAUGAAUAUGGAGACGAUGACGAUGAUGACGAUGAAGAUGACUAUCUGGAGCCGGACAGCGACUGUACAUCCAAAUGCACAGGUCGACCCACGGCCCCGCCCCCCUCCUACCCCCCACCCCCGGUGCCGGUAUCAUUUCAUCAACGUCAAGACUCCAGUCCGGCUUUCCACAAAGGCCCUCCUCCCCCCGUCCCGCCACUACACAGAAUCCCAACCAGUCCGCUCCCCAAAAAGCCCCCGCCCUCUUUCCUCCCUCCAUCCAUAACGAAGGACCCUUACAAAGGAACCCCCCCUCCCCCUCCCUUGACAUCCCUCCCGCACAGGUCGGUGUCUUCCACCCCCCCGCCUCCUCCUCCCCCCAACGCCAAAAUAUCCCCCCCGUGCAGGGUGACAUCCAUCGGGGGACCUGGGGGUAACAAGAGAGACUGGCGGCCUCUGCCGGCCGUGUCGGUCCAAACCCCCGCCACUCUGCCUAUCUGUGAGAAAUUAGGGCCCAGGAUGGUCGUGAACGGUCCCGCCCACUGCCCCCUUAAUUCUGGUGGGAGCCAAUCAAUGGGCAACAACCUCCACGGGGUCGUGGCCAAUCACCGCAGCAAGCCGAGCCCACCUCCCCCGUGUGGCACUGGAGGGUCCUCCCCCAGACCCGCGACACCCUCCAGUCACCCACCACUGCACGGCCCCCCUGCACUCUCUCCUCUACUUAAACCUGGACUUCUCAAUAAGCCUGGGAUACCCAAACCUCCUCCUCCAAUAUUCAAACCCCCCCUGCUCGCAGACACGCCCAAGCCGCCGGGAACCCCACUACAAAGAGCAUCUCCCGAUGGCCAGAGCUUCCGUUCAUUGGGAGACGAGACGCCCAGUGAGUCGAGGUGGAAACCAGACUCGAACAAGCGCAGCGGAGGGGAGGAGUCUGACGACGACUACGAGGACGUGCUGCUGCCAGACUCUGUGUUCAUUGAUACCACUGAAUCCUGCUUUAUAGAAAACAUGUUCAGAGAGAGCCGCCUCCCUCCACAGGACGGACUCUACUGCAUCCGAAACUCUGUAACCAAAACAUCAAAGGUGCUGGUGGUGUGGGACGCCAGUAUCUGCAAAGCCAGGAACUACCGACUGUUUGAAGAGGAGGACCGUAUAUUUCUGGACAACGAAGUGCCCUUCACCUCUCUCUCAGCCGUGAUCGAACACUACCACAAGCAUCCCCUCCCUCACCACGGCUCGCUGCGGCUCCAGAAGCCCUACGUGAAGACGCCAGGCCGCUGAUCAGCGCUGUCGAACCGAAGAGGAGCGGAGAGCCUUUCAGGACAGUUCAAGACUGUUCAGAAGAGAAGGACUGCGGUUGCACACCAGCACAUGGCACCAAGCGCCAUGUCCAGCAGCAACCGUGGUAACCUGUGGGUCGGUGACGUUGUGUCCGCACUGAAGUGGCCAAGUCAAGACCCUGCUUGUGUGACAUGUAUCAACCGGCCCAAAGCGCGUUGAUGUGACACAGCGAGACCAUCCCCGGCACACAUGACAAAAAUACGGUUUUAUUUAUUUUAAAUAAAGUAAAAUCGGGUGGAAUUAACAGUGUUACUGUUGAAGAGACCCUUGAACUGUGACUGUUGAACUCUAUCCAGUCAAGCUUUCAUUUUCAAAAAGACAUUGUGCUUCUGGGGUUUGUCACGUGUUUGAUCAAAGUGCAUCUCGGAGUGGAUGGCUGAUGUUGUAGUGAGCUGUUGAAAUAUGAAGCCACUGGGUUCUUUUGGUCAUUGGCAGGUGUGUUAAUGAGUCAUGCUCUGAAACACGGCUGUUCAGACAGCGUGUCCUUUUCAUACGAAAGCCGACCACCGAGACAUUCGCUCAUUGCGUGUGUUACAAAUAACGAUAGCACUGGUAUUGAAGGAUUUUAUUGCAAACCGAAGGAGUAAAUUAAUCCCAUUUCAAAUUCAAUUAAAGUUAUAUUACAUAUUACAGAGGAUGUUUCCAUUGUCCGAACGAUUCCUUCAGACAAAAAUAAUGUUCAAACUAAAUCUGACAUUGUGUAGAAAACUUUUUCAAUUUUAAUCACCGGCAGAUCUAAAACUGACAAGUGGGUGCUUGCGCCACCAACUGGGUGGGACUGUUAUGAGGGGACAGUAAUGUAUUUAAGUAUGACACAAAGCUAAAAUAAGCCUGUUAUCCAGACUUCAAAUGUUACUGUUUAAUUAUUAGGCAACACAUAUUUAUUUAGUGUGCGGAUCUCACGACCAACUCCAGGAACUGUUUGACUUACUUUUGUAGUACUUUUGUUGUGAAGUCCUUGGAGAGUAGAACACUUUUCACCUACUAACAAGAAAUGAAACCAGACUGUAAGUGGUGCAAAUUGAAGGAUUUAUCGUGAAGAAAUUCAUUCUCAACUGCUAAAACUUUGACAUUCUGAAAAUGCAAUUAGUAAAGCACUGACUUUAAUGCUGUAUAUUGCUAUGUAUUCAUGUAUAAAUGCUGUAAGUACUGUAUAAAACAUGUAAAAAGGUAAAUAUAUGGUUUUCUACAGAAAUAUAUGUAUGAAAGAUUA
Messenger RNA from Pungitius pungitius (ninespine stickleback), 4327 nucleotides. It is a transcript of the gene sh3bp2, whose product is annotated as SH3-domain binding protein 2. The transcript has 13 exons. NCBI's taxonomy places the organism in Eukaryota, Metazoa, Chordata, Actinopteri, Perciformes, Gasterosteidae. Gene Ontology annotation, biological process: signal transduction. The coding region runs from base 1288 to 3054 and encodes 588 amino acids. The record is from RefSeq and is a predicted model, not a curated record. Gene Ontology annotation, molecular function: SH3 domain binding.